This is a messenger RNA of Lampris incognitus (smalleye Pacific opah), 1545 nucleotides long. Its product is annotated as UDP-glucuronosyltransferase 2B13-like. Gene Ontology annotation, molecular function: UDP-glycosyltransferase activity. The record is from RefSeq and is a predicted model, not a curated record. Bases 88 to 1545 code for a protein of 485 amino acids. NCBI's taxonomy places the organism in Eukaryota, Metazoa, Chordata, Actinopteri, Lampriformes, Lampridae. The transcript has a single exon.
ACCAUACUAUUUCUUACGGUUCUCUGGCCUGCCUCUCAUGGAGGGAAGAUUCUGGUUUUUCCUGUGGAGGGAAGUCACUGGGUGAACAUGAACUUUCUCAUCAAAGCGCUCCAUUCCCAGGGACAUUCGAUCACAGUGGUGCGAACCACUAAUAGCUGGUACGUCAACGAGGAAUCUUUGUACUACGACUCGAUCAAUAUACCUGUUGAGGGCACUGAUGAAAAUUUUAUCAAGCCAAUUAUAAAAAAUCUCAUCGACAUGGAAAGAGUUAAGUCUUUUGCACUAAAUGCACAGGUAGAUAUGUUUUCAGCUGUAUAUAAAGUUCAUAUGAUAAACUGUGACAUUGCAAGAAAUAUGCUGAGUGACAAGAGUUUGAUGAGUACCAUUGAGAAAAGUCAGUAUGACUUAAUCCUCACUGACCCAGCAUCGGGCGUAGGUAUUUUGUUGUCACAUUAUCUGAAGUUACCUUUAGUCUAUAAUGUACGGUGGGCAACAGCCGGGGAGGGACAUUUGGUCAUUGCACCUUCCCCUUUAUCCUUCGUUCCAGUAACUUCUUCAGGUCUCUCAGACAAAAUGACUUUUGUACAGCGAGUCAAAAAUAUGCUUUUCUACAUGCUUGUGUAUCUUGAGGGCAGUUUACUAAAUGCACUGUAUCAAACUGUUUGUGAUGAGUACUUCACGGGCGUCAAAUUUAAAGAUCUAUUGCAGAGUGCCGAUAUAUGGCUUAUGAGAGUUGACUUUGUGUUUGAGUUCCCUCGCCCCACCAUGCCGAAUAUUAUCUAUAUAGGAGGUUUCCAGUGUAAACCUGCUGAACCUCUUCCUCAACACCUGGAAGACUUCGUGUUGAGUUCUGGUAAACAUGGAGUCAUCAUCAUGUCUCUGGGAACUUUUGUCAGUGAACUUCCAACUGACAUGACCAAUAAGAUAGCUGCAGGUUUUGCCAAACUACCUCAAAAGGUCAUCUGGAGGCAUACAGGUGCCAAGCCGGCAACCUUGGGCAACAACACUUUACUUGUUGACUGGAUGCCACAGAAUGAUCUUUUAGGACAUCCAAAAGUAAAGCUAAUUGUGGCUCAUGGAGGUACAAAUGGGAUUCAAGAAGCCAUUUAUCAUGGAGUCCCAGUAUUGGGCCUUCCUUUAGUUUUUGACCAAUAUGACAACCUCCUGCGUCUGAAAGACAGAGGAGCAGCCAAGAUUUUAUCUUUAGUCACAGUGGACAAAGACAACAACUUUCUGGAGGGCUUACAGGAAGUUCUUCACGAGCCGUCCUACAGAACAAACAUGCAGAGACUCUCCAGGCUGCACAGAGACCAGCCAAUAAAACCACUGGACCACGCCCUCUUCUGGAUAGAGUUUGUAAUGAGGCACAAAGGCACUGCUCACCUGAGAACUGAGUCUUACAGAAUGCCCUGGUACUCCUACUACUCUAUAGAUGUUAUCUUGAUUUUGCUAGCUACUGUUUUGCUGAUUACCUUUCUCGCUUUUGCAUGUUUCAGAAACAUGUGCAAUAAGAUUUCCCUGAAAACAAAAACAAAAAAAGAAUGA